ACAAAUAUUAUUUCAUAGAAAAAUGAUAGAUGAAGAUUUAACUUGUGAAGUUGGGCCACCAUGCUGCCUAGUGCUUGCAGAUGGUUCAGUCUUUCAAGGCAAAAGUUUCGGUGCACAAGUUCCAGUGGAUGGUGAAGUCGUAUUCCAAACGGGUAUGGUUGGAUACCCGGAGUCUUUAACGGAUCCCUCAUAUCACGCUCAGAUUUUGGUUUUGACGUAUCCUCUCAUUGGAAAUUACGGUAUACCGGAUGAAAAUGAACGUGACGAACACGGCUUACCCAGGUGGUUAGAAUCGUCACGUAUCUGGGCUACAGGACUUGUUGUUGGACAAGUAAGCACACAUGCAUCUCACUGGCGUGCUCACAAAUCCCUGGGCAAAUGGUUAGCAGCCAAUGGCGUUCCUGGUCUUUGUGAAAUUGACACACGAGCUCUAACGCGCAAACUUCGCGACGGAGUAACUCUAGGCAGGAUUAUUCAAAGUAUUCCACCGUUUGAAACCCUACCACCUCUUAAAGAUCCUAAUGAAAGGAAUUUAGUUGCGGAAGUAUCUGUCAAGGAAAAACAAAUAUACAAUCCAAAUGGCGACGUUACAAUAUUAGCUGUAGACUGUGGCUUAAAGUAUAAUCAAAUAAGAUGUUUAAUGAAGAGGAGCGCGAAAGUCGUCUUGGUGCCUUGGAAUUACAAAUUCGAUCCAAAAGAGUAUGAUGGUCUAUUCAUCAGUAAUGGCCCUGGCGACCCAGAAGUAUGCCGACAAGUAGUCAACAAUUUAAAAGAAGUUAUCGAGGGACAGAAUACAGUUAAACCUAUUUUUGGUAUUUGUUUGGGUCAUCAAUUACUUGCAACAGCAAUUGGUUGUAAAACUUAUAAAACUCGAUACGGUAAUCGAGGGCACAAUUUACCUUGUACACAUUUUGACACAGCAAGAUGUUUUAUGACUUCCCAAAAUCACGGAUUUGCUGUGGAUGCUAAUUCAUUACCUCAAAAUUGGAAUAUUUUGUUCACUAAUGAAAAUGACAAAACAAACGAGGGUAUAAUACAUACGUCACUUCCGUAUUUCAGUGUACAAUUUCAUCCAGAACACACUGCAGGUCCUACGGAUCUAGAAUGCCUUUUUGAUGUUUUUAUCGAUACGGUAAAGUCAUAUAAAAAUAACAAAAAGUGUAUAGUAAAAGAUAUUAUAUGUGAUAAACUUAAAUUUACUCCAAUACUACACGAAAGGCCCAAAAAAGUGUUGAUUCUGGGAUCAGGUGGCUUGUCUAUUGGGCAAGCAGGUGAAUUUGAUUAUUCAGGUUCACAAGGAGUCAAAGCUAUGCAAGAAGAAAGGGUACAAACAGUUCUAAUUAACCCUAACAUAGCAACCGUUCAAACAUCGAAAGGAUUAGCUGAUAAAGUUUAUUUUUUACCAAUAACCCCCGAAUAUGUAGAACAAGUUAUAAAAGCUGAACGUCCCACAGGAGUUCUUCUGACAUUUGGAGGUCAAACAGCUUUGAAUUGUGGAGUUGAAUUACAAAAGUCAAAAGUGUUUGAAAAAUAUAAUGUAAGAGUAUUAGGCACCCCCAUUCAAUCUAUAGUAGAUACUGAAGAUAGAAAAAUAUUUGCGGAAAAAAUUAAUGCCAUCGGAGAAAAAGUUGCACCAAGUGCUGCCGUAUCUUCAGUAGAAGAAGCACUGGCGGCUGCAAAACAAAUUGGAUACCCAGUAAUGGCCCGUUCAGCAUUUUCUUUAGGCGGUUUAGGCUCAGGUUUUGCAAAUAAUGAAGAAGAAUUGAGAUCUCUUGCGCACCAAGCAUUGUCAUAUUCAGAACAGCUGAUUAUUGACAAAUCUUUAAAAGGAUGGAAAGAAGUUGAAUACGAAGUUGUGAGAGAUGCUUAUGAUAACUGUAUAACAGUUUGUAAUAUGGAAAACGUAGAUCCAUUAGGAAUACAUACAGGGGAGUCUAUUGUGGUAGCACCAAGUCAAACAUUGUCUAAUAGAGACUAUUAUUUGUUAAGAAACACAGCUAUUAAAGUCAUAAGGCAUUUUGGAAUUGUUGGAGAGUGUAACAUACAGUACGCUCUGAAUCCAAAUUCUGAAGAAUUUUAUAUUAUUGAAGUAAAUGCAAGAUUGUCAAGAAGUUCUGCUCUAGCAAGUAAAGCAACUGGCUACCCACUAGCAUAUGUUGCUGCAAAAUUAGCACUUGGAAUUUCAUUACCAACGAUAAAGAAUUCCGUUACCGGUGUCACUACAGCCUGUUUUGAACCUAGCUUAGACUAUUGUGUGGUAAAAAUACCAAGAUGGGAUUUAGCCAAGUUUAAUAGAGUUAGUACCAAAAUCGGAAGUUCUAUGAAAAGUGUAGGUGAAGUAAUGGCGAUAGGUCGAAACUUUGAAGAAGCCUUUCAAAAAGCUUUAAGAAUGGUUGACGAAAACGUUAAUGGAUUUGAUCCCUAUAUUAAAAAAGCUAAUGAUAAUGAACUCAGAGAACCUACAGACAAACGAAUGUUCGUUUUAGCGGCCUCACUGAAAGAGAAUUACACUGUUGAGAAACUUUAUGAACUGACAAAAAUUGAUAGAUGGUUUCUUGAAAAAUUAAAAAAUAUAAUCGAUUAUUAUAAAAUAUUAGAAUCCAUAGAUUCUGGCUCAAUAAGUUUUGAAAUUUUAAAACGUGCAAAACAAAUAGGAUUUUCGGAUAAACAAAUAGCUGCUGCAAUAAAAAGUACAGAAUUAGCUGUUAGAAAAUUACGAGAAGAAUAUAAAAUUACACCAUGCGUUAAACAAAUUGAUACAGUUGCUGCAGAAUGGCCCGCUACUACUAAUUAUCUAUAUCUAACGUAUAAUGGGAGUGCCCAUGAUUUAGAAUUUUCAGAAGAUUUCAUAAUGGUUUUAGGAUCAGGUGUUUAUAGAAUAGGCAGUUCAGUGGAAUUCGAUUGGUGUGCUGUAGGUUGUCUGAGAGAACUGAAAAAUCAAAAUAAAAAAACCAUUAUGGUAAAUUACAAUCCUGAAACUGUAAGUACAGAUUACGACAUGAGUGACAGGUUAUAUUUCGAAGAAAUAUCAUUUGAAGUUGUAAUGGAUAUUUAUAAUAUAGAAAAACCGGACGGUGUAAUUCUGUGUAUGGGUGGUCAAUUACCCAACAACAUUGCAAUGGACUUACAUCGACAGCAAGCUGUCAUAUUAGGAACAUCGCCUGAUAUGAUAGACAAUGCUGAGAAUAGGUUUAAAUUUUCUCGAAUGUUAGACCGCAAAGGUAUUUUACAACCAAAGUGGAAAGAACUUACGAGUCUUGACUCCGCUAUAAAGUUUUGCGAAGAAGUCGGGUACCCUUGUUUGGUUCGACCCUCCUAUGUAUUAAGCGGAGCAGCCAUGAAUGUAGCAUAUUCUAAUCAAGAAUUAGAGUCAUAUUUAAAGUCUGCAAGUCAAUUAAAUAAAGACCAUCCUGUUGUUAUUUCUAAAUAUAUAUUAGACGCAAAAGAAAUUGAUGUUGAUGUUGUUGCUGCGGAUGGAGUACUUCUUUGUAUAGCUGUUUCUGAACAUAUUGAAAACGCUGGAGUACACUCCGGAGAUGCUACUUUGGUUACACCCCCCCAAGAUAUUAAUAUCCAAACUUUAGAAAAAAUCAACGAAAUAGCUAAAAUAAUUGCAGAAACGCUUGAUGUUACAGGUCCAUUUAAUAUGCAACUCAUUGCAAAGGAUAAUGAAUUAAAAGUCAUUGAGUGUAACGUUAGAGUUUCAAGAUCGUUUCCUUUUGUUUCUAAGACAUUAGAUUACGAUUUUGUUGCUUUGGCGACUAAGGUAAUCUUAGGUGUACCUGUUGAACCAGUCAAUAUCAUGGGUGGGUGUGGAAAAGUUGGUGUUAAGGUACCACAAUUUUCUUUCUCAAGAUUGUCAGGCGCAGAUGUAACUCUUGGCGUAGAAAUGGCAUCAACUGGUGAAGUUGCUUGCUUUGGGGAAAAUCGUUAUGAAGCGUAUUUGAAAUCAUUAAUGAGUACUGGAUUCAGAAUUCCCAAAAAAGCUAUUUUAUUAUCUAUUGGGACCUUUAAGCACAAAGUUGAACUGUUACCUAGUAUACGAAUAUUGCAAAAACUUGGAUAUAAGCUAUAUGCGAGUAUGGGUACUGGAGAUUUUUAUACUGAACAUGGCAUUGAGGUUGAAAGUGUUCAAUGGACCUUUGAUCACAUUGGAGACGCAGAAGAUGUAAGAUCAGAUGGCGAACUCAUGCAUUUAGCUGACUUUAUGGCGAGGAAAGAAUUAGAUCUUGUGAUUAAUUUGCCAAUGAGAAGUGGAGCGCGCAGAGUUUCAUCUUUUAGCACUCAUGGAUACCGCACUCGACGUUUAGCUGUAGACUAUGCCGUACCUUUAGUUACUGACGUUAAAUGUGCUAAACUCCUCGUACAGGCACUGUUACUAUGUGGUGGUGCACCACCUAUGAAAACACACACUGAUUGCAUGACAUCAAGAAACAUAAUUAAAUUACCAGGAUUUAUUGACGUACACGUGCAUGUUCGAGAACCUGGUGCUACUUACAAGGAAGACUUCGAUUCUUGUACAGCUGCAGCUCUGGCAGGUGGUGUAACAAUGAUUUUUGCUAUGCCAAAUACAAAUCCUCCUCUUAUUGAUCGUUCAUCGUAUGACUAUGUUUCAACAUUGGCUCGUGUAAGUGCACGAUGUGACUUUGCUCUUUUUGUGGGUGCAUCUACUAGUAACUGUGAUACAGCUGCUGAAUUGGCACCUCACGCAGCAUCACUUAAAAUGUACUUAAAUGAAACUUAUACGACUUUAAAAUUAAAUGAUAUGACUAUUUGGCAACGUCACCUUCAAAAUUGGCCCAAAAAGAUGCCUAUAUGUGCUCACGCUGAACGUGAAAAAACAGGUGCAAUUAUUCUAAUGGCUUCAUUACUCGAUAGACCGAUCCAUAUUUGCCAUGUAGCAAGAAAAGAAGAAAUACUAAUAAUAAAAGCGGCUAAAGAAAAAGGAUUGAAAGUUACUUGUGAGGUGUGCCCUCAUCAUCUAUUCUUAAGUACAGCUGAUAUAGAUCGAAUUGGAAAAGGACGAGCUGAAGUUCGACCAACUUUAUGCAGCCCUGAAGAUCAAGCUGAAUUAUGGAAAAAUAUGGAUAUUAUAGAUAUUUUUGCUACCGAUCACGCACCUCACUCUGUCGAAGAAAAAGAUUCUGAAAAAGCUCUACCCGGUUUUCCCGGCUUAGAGACAAUCUUACCACUACUCUUAAAUGCCGUUCACCAAGGACGGUUAACUAUAGAUGAUAUAAUAAAUAAAUUUCAUAAAAAUCCACGGAAAAUAUUUAAUUUGCCCGAACAAGAGAAUACAUAUGUAGAAGUAGAUAUGGAUUACGAAUGGACGAUACCUGAUGCCUUAGAAUUUUCUAAAUCUAAAUGGACUCCAUUUGCUGGUAUGCGAGUUUGUGGUGCUAUUCACCGCGUUACACUGCGAGGAGAAAUUGCUUACGUCGAGGGUCAAAUUCUUGUACCACCAGGUUUUGGACAAAAUGUCCGCGAUUGGCCUGCUCCUAAAAAGCAAACAGUCCCUACUUUUGCCCUUGAAAAAAUUGAUAAGGAAACAAGUAGACCAAGCUCUGCUUUAGAUAUACAUAAUUCUUUAGAAUUAAGCAAAUUAACUGAUUUGGACAUAGAUCAGGGUGAAACAAAUAAACUCGAAGGACAAAAUAAAUUCAAUGUUCAUUUUCAUGAAGCUUCAGGCUUGAGAAGUAUUUCACCGUUGCCUUCUCAAAUACACGUUACAAGACAGAGAUGUGAUAGUUCCUCUUAUCCAUCACAAUCAACAGGAUCACAACGCCAAAGAAGUGAUUUAUUCGGGAAAAGUAUACUAACAGUUGAUAGUUUUGCAAAGGAAACGUUAAAUGAUAUUUUCAAUCUAGCUCAGUUUAUGAAAACAAGUGUCAAUAAAGGACGCGUAUUAGAUGACAUAUUACGAGGAAAGAUCAUGGCGUCGAUAUUUUAUGAAGUUAGCACGCGUACAAGUUGUAGUUUUGCAGCAGCUAUGCAAAGACUUGGCGGUUCCGUUAUUUACACAGAUGCGACUAGCUCAUCAGCAAAAAAAGGAGAAACACUAGAAGAUAGUGUUACAGUAAUGGCUAGCUACGCCGAUGUUGUAGUGUUACGUCAUCCUGAACCAGGUGCCGUUGCCCGUGCUUCGCGACAUUCGCGUAAACCUAUCAUAAAUGCGGGAGAUGGAGUUGGAGAACAUCCCACACAAGCACUACUGGAUGUUUUUACUAUUAGAGAAGAAAUCGGUACUGUCAAUGGGCUCACGAUUACAAUGGUCGGAGAUUUGAAAAAUGGACGAACAGUUCAUUCAUUGGCACGAUUACUUUCACUGUAUCAAGUGCAGUUACAAUAUAUUAGUCCACCAGGCCUCGGAAUGCCUAAACAUGUUAUGGAAUACGUAGCACGUAAAGGUAUUCCACAAAAAGUAUACGAACGCUUAGAAGAUGUGCUUGCUGAUACUCAUGUUCUAUACAUGACUAGAAUUCAGCGCGAAAGAUUUCAAACUCAGGAGGAAUAUGAAAAGAUGCGCGGCUUACUGGUGGUCACUCCACAACUAAUGACUCGAGCACGUCGCCGUAUGAUCGUGAUGCAUCCACUGCCACGACUCGACGAGAUCUCGCCGGAAUUUGAUUCAGACCCAAGAGCGGCCUACUUUAGACAAGUCGAAUUCGGGAUGUUCGUCCGAAUGGCGCUGCUCGCUAUGGUUGCCGGAGUAAAUCCUUUGACGUAGUCAAUAAACAAACAAGGCAACGUCCUAUGCACUCGUUUUAACACACAAAAUCCUAAAUCUAUUGUUGUUUUUAUACAAUAAGAAGUCUUUCAUAUGUGAUAAACUUAUGUUACAUUUAUUUUUAUAUAUCAAUUUUGAUAAAAUCAUAUUGAUAAUAUUCUUUUAAAAGUGUUUUUGUAAACACAUAUCGUAUUAUUAAAUUAUAAUUAUUUUAUUUAAAAAUCCUUUACAAAUCCAUUAUUUCUAAAUCAAUUUUAAAGUAAUAAAAUAAUACUUCCUAAUAAGAUUAUAUAUAUAAAGGAGAUUCGAAUUUUCUACAAGGUUCCUCGAAAAAUCAUUUAAUUGCCAAAAGGCGUUUCAGUUACUUUUAUAAUGCUUUUACAAGAAUGUGUAUAAAUUGAAAACUUUUAGAUGCGACAAAAAUAUACACGAUGUGUGAUGUUUUAUACACAACCAUUGUUAGCUAUUAAAAACAUAAUGUGAAUAUAAAA
This is a messenger RNA of Melitaea cinxia (Glanville fritillary), 7218 nucleotides long. RefSeq names its product CAD protein (gene rudimentary). Gene Ontology annotation, cellular component: cytoplasm; carbamoyl-phosphate synthase complex. Gene Ontology annotation, biological process: L-glutamine metabolic process; L-arginine biosynthetic process; 'de novo' pyrimidine nucleobase biosynthetic process. Bases 23 to 6727 code for a protein of 2234 amino acids. The transcript is spliced from 10 exons. NCBI's taxonomy places the organism in Eukaryota, Metazoa, Arthropoda, Insecta, Lepidoptera, Nymphalidae. Gene Ontology annotation, molecular function: metal ion binding; ATP binding; carbamoyl-phosphate synthase (glutamine-hydrolyzing) activity. The record is from RefSeq and is a predicted model, not a curated record.